Messenger RNA from Linum trigynum, 5743 nucleotides. The record is from the annotation of a GenBank genome assembly. NCBI's taxonomy places the organism in Eukaryota, Viridiplantae, Streptophyta, Magnoliopsida, Malpighiales, Linaceae.
CAAUAAAAAUAAAAUCCUAGUUAUCUGAUUAAAAACAGGUCGAGAGUGGAGGAUGUCAAGAUGGGUGAAGUCGAGAAGAGUACUCAUACCCGCCCGCCCCCAUAAGGGUAGGUAUUACCCACUUUAAAAUAGGUCAAAUAGAUCGGAUAAUAUGUGUCACAUCAAAAUUUCCAUCCCUAUUUUAAAGUGAAAAUGACUAAGAUUUUAUUUGGAGUUGCAUGAUGCUAAGAAACUAUUUACAAGAUAGUGGCAGAAGAAGACAUCCUCCUCUUUUUCUAAAAAUUGAGGUAGUGGAGUGAAAAUCAUAUAAAUGACAGUGGGAAAUUAGAAAUCUCAUUAAUGAAUUCAUAGUUUGAAAGAUAAUAAAAGAUGAGAAAGAACACGUCUCCAAUAAUUAUCGCAAAUGACUGGGAUGAGGUAAAUUCAUUUUGCAUGAUAAUGAUGUUUCAUAUUUGAAUAAGUUUUGCCUUCAAUUUGAUAGCAAUGAAAUGAGGAGAAUGACCAAGACCAUUUUGAUGGUGGAGGCAUGAUUAUGAGAAAUGAUUUACAACUUUAUUUACAACUUUUUAUAGUUAAAUUAUAAGGCAAUAAAAAUAAAAUCCUAAGCAAUCUAUAAAGGGUAGGUAUUGCCCAAUUUAAAACAUGUCAAAUAAAUUGAAUAAUAUGGGUUAGGUCCAAAUUGGCAUCCCUAUUUGAUGAGUUUUUGUAAUGACUUAUGUAAGAAUUUUCAAUGCACAUUACAAAAAAUAUCAUCUUUUACAUGAAACAUAUGUAACUUAUUUAAUUAUAAGGGUUAUAUGGUAGCAAAAUAAUGGGAUUAUUUAGGCAUGAGAAUACAAAAAGACGUGUUACAAUUAUAAAGUGGAGGACAAGUAAUAUUGCAAAGGUGGAGGAUUUUGGACAUAUGUAAUUAUUGAAUAAGUAUUCUCAAUCUGACUUCAUAUCGUGUAGAAAAAUUUGAACCUGACUUUGUAAUUUUGAAGUGCAUAGGUCUAAGAUUUUUUUUUUUUGGAGUUGCAUGAUGUUGAGGAACUAUUCCAAAAUAGUGGUUUAAGAAGUAUUCCUCCUCUUUUUCUAAAAAUUGAGGUAAUAUAGUGAAAAUCACAUAAAAUGACAUUGGAAAAUUACCUCAUGAGUAAAUUCAUAGUUUGAAAGAUAACCAAAGAUUGAAAGUUCACAUCUCCAACAAUUACUGCAAAUGAUUUGGAUGAAGUAAAUUUAUUUUGCAUGAUAAUGAUGUUUCUUUCAUAUUUGCAUUAGUUUUGCCUUCAAAUUUGUUAGCAAUGAAAUUAGGAGAAUGACAAAGACCCAAUUGAUGGUGGAGGCAGUCAAGGCAGUGAUACAUAUAACGAUAUUGUUAAGAAUAAGGAAGAGACAUUUGAGAGUAGUGAUAGUAAAAUUAGUGAUGAAUAUAUUUAUGCUGUUAAUGAUUGAGACAAUUACUGUUUAUAGUUUAUAUCAUUGACGAAAAGUAUCCGACCAACGGGCCAGGUCUUUAUCUAGUUUAUUAUAUAUAUAUAUUGUCGAUAGGUCAACUUCUGUCAAUUGCUAACUAGGCUGACUUUGUUUUCAUUUUUUUCUUUUAUUUUGGACACAUUCUGGUUAUCUUUAUUAAUAUAUCCUUACCAUUAAAAAAGUCUAGCUUGAACCUUUUGACAUUUAUAUAUGCCUAUGUUGUGAUGAGAUGAAAUUAUUCUUACUUGGAAUGAAAGGCAAACUUAGAUAUCAAUAUCAUACAAAAUCAAAUAGAAAAUUGAAAAAUUUCAUUAACAUUUCAUUUUGGGAAAAAUUCAAAUUUUGAAAAUGGGAGUAAGGAUACCUUUUUCAACCAUUUGAAUGCAUGAAUUAGCUUGAAAUUAGCUUCAAAUUAUAUUUCACACUCUCGGACGAUGAUAAUACUUCAAAUAUUCUACAUAUCCAUCUAUUCUCUAGACGUCAUUUAGAAGGAUUGUCGACAAAUUUAAACUGAUUGAUAGAUUAAACAUAACAUAGAAGUAUAUACUCAAAUAUGAACAUGCAUAAUACUAUCUUCAUUCGGACAACGGCCGAGUUAUAAGCUAAUAUAUAAAAUUUGUACAAAAAAUUCAAUUAAAUGGGCAUUCUCAUUUCUCACGGUCCCACCCGACGUGCUUCAUCGAUAUAUAUUAUUAUUGAGGAACAAUAUUGGGCCUGCCCUUUUCCUUUCCCAUAAAUGGGCCCCAGGAUUGAAUAGCUUUACCUCAUUACACUUGAACCUUAAAUUCAGUAGCCGGUCCACACAAUUACAGUCGGACCUGUUCGAUAUGUACAUGUGCUCAUUUGGGCUAAUGAAUUUAUUCAAAACCAAAAUCGGUUCAUUUGGUAGUUCGUUAUUUGUCGUGUCAAAUAUUAAAGGAGUUUGACUUUAUUUCAUAGUAUAUAAUUUGUCCUGCUGGGAAAUUGGGAAACUAGAUAUGUAUAUUUUCUCUUAUUUAGAGUGAUAAAUGAAAAUAAAAAUUGAUCAUGAGUUCAUUUUUUUUUUCAAAAGCUCACUUGCAUUACCAAGAGAAAUAGAUACCAAUGUUUACAAACCACAUAAUAACCAAAUCCGAAAAUCAUAACCACAAACACCAGCAGGAAACAAAGAAAGAGUCUUUUUAGCUACCAAAUGAGCCGCUCGAUUGUUCUCCAUGCCUCGAAACCCAACUGAAAAUCCUGUGAAUAACUCCCGGAGUAGAGAUAUCUCGUCUAAAAUCGCACCACCCCGCCCGUCCCAAGUCACCCGAUCCUUGAUUUUGGAAAUAACAACUUGCGCAUCACCCAGGAACGAGACUUCAGUUAAACCCUUCACAGAGCACCAAUGAAUCGCGUCCCGGAAAGCCAUUAGUUCACUCACAAACGGAUCUGUCAAACCUGCAUACAUAAAACCCUGUGCAAACAACAUAGUACCCGCUUGAUCCUGCACCACCAUCCCACCCGCAGCAUGGGACCCCACCUUUACUGCGCCAUCCACAUAACAAACUUAAGGCGUACCAAAAUUCGUCUCUACCCUCCCGCGCACUAAAUGGGGAUUCACCACCACUCCAGAAUUAAAAUAACAGUAUAAUUUCUAAUCAAAUUAUUUUAGUAAUACAAGUUACAACGAAAUACUACAACAUGUGUUUCUUUUUUGAAAAAAAUAGUAAAGUACACAAAGCGUCUACAUUAUCCAACAAGUCUCAUUCGAUAUAUCUCACUAUACAAUGAAUGCUUAUUCAAAUAUUGAAGCUUGUACUUUUUAUGCAAGGCAAAUUUGAAAAAACUCUAUCGAUAUUUGUAGUUACAACCGAUGAAGUCAAUAUUGUCCUUCAUACGAAAAUGGACCAACAAUGACUUUGUUUUCAACGUCAUAAUUGAUCUUAGAAGAAACUCGCCGUUCAUAAUGGUUGUAGCUAUCAACGUAUUAUAGAAGAAACGAGUCAGAAAUGGAAUGAAAGUUUUGGUAUACUAGGGCUUAAAUGGACCUUGCUCAAAAGUGGUUGUUAAUUUUAACAGGAAAUGACUUGAGAUAUUAACGAUAACAUUUUGGGCUAAUACCAUUAUAAUACCCGAACUAUCCUGAAAAUGCCACUUGCGUUCUAUUGUUUCAAAUAUUUCAUCUGUGUCCUGAACUAUUAUACUUUGCGCCAUUUGUAUCCUGUCGAUUUUGUUGACAUGGCAAAAAUGCGGCUGCCAUAUAGAUGCCACAUCAUUGACACCUCAUAUUUUUUAAUUAAAAUUAAAUUAAAAUUAAAAAAAUUUAAAUUCAAUAGUAUUAUUAAGCAAACAUUUUAAAACAAAAUAAAAAAACUCUUCAUAUUCUUCUUCUUGGUGCAAGAUAUUUGUUGCGGCGAAACUGAACGAGGUCGCGGAAUUCUUCGAUGAUGGUUUGCCUUCCUCUACUCCCUCUUUUUCCUCUGUGUGUUGCAAAAUUGAAGGACUCAUUUGAAAGCAUUCUCGCUGAUUGAGCAUAGCCUUUCCAUUUGCACCAGUUUAAGCGAAUAGUUAAACAGAAAGAGAAAUGACGAGGGCAGAUAGUUUCAGUAAGGAGGCGGAGGGUAUCCCUCUGUACAGAGCCCACAGUGGUUGGGAUUUGGAUGAAAUCCACCGUGUUUCUGGGUUCGGGAAGCAGAACGGAGGGUUAGGAGAUGGUGGCGGCCAGGAUCGACGGUGGCUGGGAUUUCAAAUCGAUGAUGCAAAUCUGAAAAACCUCACCGCGGCGAAGGAGGCGGCGAAAGUGAGGAGGAGAGGGCGUUGUGGCCAAAGAUUGAAUCGGGCGAGGAGGGAUGUGACUUUCUCCUACCGUCACUCUAGAAAAUGGCCAAGUGUAACCACUUCCUAAAGCGUAGUAUAGCGGGUUUGGGUUUUAAUGUCAACCCGGGUCCUAAGUGUGAUGACUACUCCGUGAGUUCUUAUUAUUUAUCAGUGAAAGUGUAGUGCAGGUCCAAAACAAGCAAACAAGCAAAGCAAUUAAAAGGUUGUUUUCAAGUCGAGAGAGGUCACCCGGAUAUGGUUCCCUCUAGAUUGCAGUUAAGCCAGAUUGUAAUUUACCAAGUUCAAUUUCAAUGAUAGUUAUACCACGGGAGGUUCUUAAACUGUCCGCAGUCUCGACUAAAGGUCUCCAGACCCUCUCAAUCUGAGUCCCCAGCGGGCGACUAACCUCCACCGGAAUAAACAAAUUGAGGCCCUAACGAACCAAACCUCCACUACCGAAGUAAAUCCGGUACAGAAUAGUGAAUUGACUCCUCGACUAAAGUCGUCAAUUCACUACCUUCAAUCAAGGGUGCUCUUUCAACCUAGGCAGAUAUUCUCUUUCUAGGUUAAAGCAGAAACAACAAGAAUUUGAUCAGGAUUCAUGCCAUUCAAUAAAUCAAACCUCAAUUGAAUAUAAUCAUAUCACUGAAUCUGUACCUGGGUUCAUACAAUCAGACCUAACAUACAAAUCUAGGGUUCUUCAUACCCAGGUGAAAGAGAAAGUUACUCCAUAGAGAGAGAUGGGAAAUCUAGCUCAGAUGCCGAAACCAUACUGUGAAGGAUGAGAUUCUGCUUCUGGCAAUCAAUCAGCACUUCUCCAAGCUCAAGCCGGACUCCAAUGGUGAUGGAGAUCGAUCUAGGCACUUGAAGAAUCAAGUUCGUCACUUUCUCUCUCUAGGUAUACGCUUUUUCUCUCUAAAACUCGGGACCCUUCAACUUUGCCCUUCUUUUCCAUUAAGAAGUUGUAAAUCGCGAUCCCCGGUCAGAAUACCCGGUCGGGUAUUUUAGGCGGAGACCGGGGAUUCUUAAACGCACCGUCGCGGAUAGGGGAUUAAUCCCCGGUCAAGGUCAGGAAUACCCGACAUGUGAUUUUUCCUUAAUGCCCGGACCCCCCUCUGCUUCUCAAACGACCAAAAGAGGUUUUCCCCGGUCAUCUCAUAUUAAUACCCGGCCGGGUAUUUUCCUCCUCCAGCACACUUCACCUCAAACGUGCUCCUUUCGACCCGAAACUCGUUUCUUCGCCUCGAUGCCAACGCCAAGCCCUGAAAUAUGACAUAAACACACAACCUAGCGUGAAAUCGGCUUAAAACACGAGAAUCAACAUCUCAAACGGCUCAAGAAUAGGGUAAAAACAUGUGCAAUUAACGGUCUAUCAAAUUCUCCCACACUUAACCGUUUGCAUGUCCCCAAGCAAACCUGACUCAAACCAAUGCAGCUCUCCAGACCUCUAUAGCAACAAACAACCCCGAUCGUCGGUAGAGGAUUUCCUAGAUCAUAAAGCAGCUUACGAGGU